AUGGCGUUGUCUGCAGAGCAAAGAUUCGAUCUCAUCAAGGAGAACCUCGGCGAAGUGCUCAAUCCGGAGCUGAUUGAGAGUAUCCUCAAGGAGGGGCGCAACCCUCGUGUGUACUGGGGUACUGCUACCACCGGCAAGCCUCACUCCGGAUACUUCGUCGCCGCGCUCAAGAUUGCCCAGCUACUCGCCGCAGGAUGUGAGGUCGUUAUCCUCCUUGCCGAUGUGCACGCAUUCCUGGAUUCUAUGAAGGCGCCCCUUGAGUUGGUCGAAAACCGCGUCAAAUACUAUCAAAAAAUCAUCACCGCGAUUCUCGAGGCUGUCGGCGUGUCAACGGAGAAGCUCGAGUUUGUGCUCGGUAGCUCUUACCAGCGCAACGCCGACUAUGUUAUGGAUGUCUACCGGCUGGCCGCUCUGACUUCCGAGCAUGAUUGUAGGAAGGCCGGUGCCGAGAUUGUCAAGCAGUCCACCAACGCUCCGUUGAGUGGUUUGCUGUACCCGAUUCUCCAGGUUCUCGAUGAGGAGUACCUGAAGGUCGACGCUGAGUUGGGCGGUCUCGACCAGCGUAAGCUCUUUGUGGCGGCAACUGAGUGGCUACCCAAGCUCGGUUACCGAAAGCGCGCUCAUCUCAUCACACCAAUGGUAGCCGGCUUGAGUGGAGGCAAAAUGAGCUCUAGUGUUGAAGAUAGCAAGAUUGAUCUCCUGGAUGCGCCCGAGGUCGUCGCUAAGAAGAUCCGCAAGUCCGAAGCGGCCCCUAAAAUUGUUGAAAACAAUGGUAUUAUUGCUUUGGUGGAAUUCGUCCUCCUUCCUGCUGCCGCUCUAGCGGGCAACAAGGAAUUCCGUGUCGAACGCCGCGACGCCGAGCCUUUGGUCUACACCGACAUCCAACAACUCAAGGAUGAUUACGCAAACGAUGUUUUGACCCCUCAAUUCCUCAAGCCUGCCGCGGCGGAAGCCCUCACCCGCCUCAUGGCACCCAUUCAUGAUGCCUACCAAGCCUCGGCCGAGUGGCAAGAGAUCACCCUCAAGGCCUACCCGCCCCCAGUUGUGCAGAAGAAGGUGAAGAAGGUUAAGGAUAGGGGUUCUCGAUUCCCCGGCGCUGCUAAGGAGCAGGAGCUCCCAGAGCGUCCAAAGGAGUAG
Messenger RNA from Penicillium subrubescens, 1137 nucleotides. Its product is annotated as tyrosine--tRNA ligase TYS1. Bases 1 to 1137 code for a protein of 378 amino acids. Gene Ontology annotation, biological process: tyrosyl-tRNA aminoacylation. The transcript is spliced from 6 exons. Gene Ontology annotation, molecular function: ATP binding; tyrosine-tRNA ligase activity. The record is from RefSeq and is a predicted model, not a curated record. Lineage: Eukaryota; Fungi; Ascomycota; Eurotiomycetes; Eurotiales; Aspergillaceae.